GGAGUGGCUCAGGCCCUUGACUGUGGGAGGGGCAGGUGGCUUGGUUAGCAGCCCGGGCUGCCUGCUUGGCUCCAGUUCUUGUCUGUGGCUAUUUCCUGCUUAAGGAUGUGGUGGUGGGGGCUGGAGGAGGGCAAACAGACCUCUGCUGUCCAUCUUGACUCCUCUGGCCUAAAGUAGAGGACAGGAUGAGGGGAAGAAAGCAUUGGCUAAGGCUCAUCUGUUCCCAUGUAUGUCUUUGGGGGUUAAAACUACCAUAGAUAUCAGCAUCUGGCCUGUGACCUGGAAGACUGAGCUACUGCCCCUCCCCAGGACUGACCAGUGACUGGCCGAGCAUCUACUCAGACCCUCCCACCUUCUGGGCCUGGACAGAAACACUACAGGCCAGCCAAGGAUGGGGGAGGCCAAGCAAUAGAGCAGUUCAGUAGGCGGGGCACAGACCCUGCCCACAGCUCCGUGAUGUCAGCGGGUGCUGGCAGGGAGAGGGGGUCGGCCGCGGCUGUUUUUCUGGAAAGUUAGAGCUGAGUAAGACAAAGCCCAGCGCGGUCCCUGCAGACGCCAUGGAACUGCUGUCCUGUGUCUUGCUGUGGAAACUGAUGCUUCUUCAGAGUCCCGCACUCAUUCUGUCCUCAGGGUCAGUGUCUGAGUCCGUGGUGAAAUGGCAAGCCGGAACCCAGGCGGUGCUGAGAUGCCAGAGCCCGCGCAUGGUGUGGACCCAAGACCGGCUGCAUGACCGCCAGCGCGUGGUCCACUGGGACCUCAGCGGUGUCCCCGGCAGCCAAGGGCGCCGACUCGUGGAUAUGUACUCGGCGGGCGAAGAGCGCGUGUACGAGCCGCGCGACCACGGCCGCCUCCUGCUGUCGCCAUCUGCCUUCCACGACGGCAACUUCUCACUGCUCAUCCGCGCGGUGGAGGAAGGUGACGAAGGGGUAUACACCUGCAACUUGCACCACCACUACUGUCACCUCUACGAGAGCCUGGCGGUGCGCCUCAAGGUCACCGACGAUCCCCAGUUAGCUCGAGCGUACUGGGACGGCAAGACGGAAGUGAUGGUGGUGGCCCGCGGCAUGCCGGCCCUGAUGACUUGUGUGAACCGUGAGCACUUGUGGACUGACCGCCACUUAGAGGAGGCGCAGCAGGUGGUCCAUUGGGACCGACAGCUACCUGGGGUACCACACGACCGCGCUGACCGCCUACUUGAUUUGUACGCAUCUGGUGAACGCCGUGCCUACGGGCCAUCCUUCCUGCGAGAUCGCGUGGCAGUGAAAGCCGAUGCUUUUGCACGCGGCGACUUUUCCCUACGCAUAGAUGCCCUGGAGCCGGCUGAUGAAGGCAUCUAUUCCUGCCACCUGCACCACCACUACUGCGGCCUGCACGAGCGCCGGGUCUUCCACCUACAGGUCAUCGAACCCACCUUUGAGCCACCUGCUCCUGCCUCUCCCGGUAAUGGGUCAGGCCACAACAGCGCUCCUGGCCCAGAUCCCACACUGGUAAGUAGAUCCCGAGGCCACAGCGUCAUCAACGUCAUUGUCCCAGAGAGCCACGCACAUUUCUUCCAGCAACUGGGUUAUGUGUUGGCCACGCUGCUGCUCUUCAUCUUGCUGCUCAUCACUGUAGUCUUGGCUACACGCCAUCGUGGAGGAUGCGAGGCCUCUGACAAAAAAGCUGGGAAAUCAAAGGGGAAAGAUGUGAACAUGAUGGAGUUUGCUGUGGCCACAAGGGACCAGGCUCCUUAUAGGACUGAGGACAUCCAGCUAGGAGAGGGCUGAGCUGAACCACAGUCCUCUUCCUGCCAAGAAUGUGGAUCUGGAUAAAGGUGAGCAGUGGAGGGAGACCCCAUCACCCAUCCCUUCAUCCCACAAGUGACUUUGUGAGCUCACAGGACCCUGUGGAUAGGAGACUCCUGCCAUCUUUUCUGAGAAGGGCUUGGGAAGUCAUGCCAAAUGUCUUCCCUGACUUUUCCACUGGGACUAAGGGACAGAGAGUAGACAUUAGCCAUUUUCUUGGCUUCCAGAGUUCAGGAAGGAGUACUGCAAAUAAAUGGAUUCUGAGCUUCUGGCUGGGCCAGCAGCUCUGUGUCAAAGAAUGUCUUCCUGACCCUCCUGUGGCACUCUGGCUUCUUCUCAGCGGCUGGUCCCGCUUGGCCUGAACUUGGCAGAGCAGCUGCCUGCACUUUGUUCUUCCAAGAAUCACCCUCAUCUUGGUGAGCAACUGUGGGUUCCCUAGGGAUUCUGGCAUAGUAUGGUUGCUGCCCUUCAAUCACCUGUACCCACUGGUGGCCAUACCUCCAACUUUGACACAACAGACAUAGAUCCCUUGUUAAUGUACACCAAAUGCACAGUCUCUCGUGGAUUCUUCCUGCUAGGGUCAAGAAGACACUUAAAGGUAGUCCAGUUAAGACUGCUACUCACAAGUUCAACAUAUUAGCCGUCUUGGGAAGCCCCCAGGGUCUUCCUGAACUGCACCAUGUUUAUGCAUUGCACAGGGCCCUGUGGUCAUAUGUUCUGACUCAUGGGCUGGCCCUCCUUACUGCUUUGGGCCACUUGGAGCUGGCCUGUUGCCCAUUUUCUGCUUCUGAUCCCUUUUUGCUGAACGCCUUCCAAGAGUUACACCAGCAGUUACUGGGCACAAUGUCACUCUUGGCCUUGACACCUCUCCCUUUGCUGGAGUCUGGGAUUGGGGCUCCAUUUGUCCUCCAUUUUGGCUGAAGAUGGGGGAAGAGAGUUCUGAGUGGCCUGUGCUGCCACAUCAAACAGCUCCUACUGGGAGAAUUUUCAUGUCAUAAUAAAAAAACACAUCUGAUUUUUA
Molecule: messenger RNA, 2805 nt
Organism: Cricetulus griseus (Chinese hamster)
Lineage: Eukaryota; Metazoa; Chordata; Mammalia; Rodentia; Cricetidae
Source: RefSeq, a predicted model, not a curated record